Molecule: messenger RNA, 23570 nt
Organism: Xyrichtys novacula (pearly razorfish)
Lineage: Eukaryota; Metazoa; Chordata; Actinopteri; Labriformes; Labridae
Source: the annotation of a GenBank genome assembly
AUGAGGAUGUUAUGCAAGCCCAAGGUAAAUUUUUGUGUCAGCCAGACAGACAGACUGAGCACCGCACAUAUGUAUUCUGUUUGGCUGUGGUCAGUUGUCUACGGUAUUGACAGCGCUGCUAAUGAACAGUGGGAGAGUUUACGUACACAUCCCAUUUGGAGCAGGCGUGCUUGUGGAGCAGUUCUGUGUUUCCUAUGACUGUGCAGUCUGCAGGGGGGAUGUAGCUCAGUGGUAGAGCGCAUGCUUUGCAUGUAUGAGGUCCCGGGUUCAAUCCCCGGCAUCUCCACAUGUGUUGGGGCUCAGCCUUCAUACAAUUGAUUGCCCACGCAGGCAAGUAGCGACAACCAGAAAAAGAGAUGCAGAUGCAAAGAAGACAGUGGGUGUCUUGUUUCCUCAUGCCUGUCUGUCAUGCCUGGCUGACUGAAAUGGACUUCAAGCUGUUUGUCGUGCCUCAUACUCCUCCUCCUACCAAUACCUGAUUCUUUGAAGAAAAGGGAUUUUUGCUCAAACCAAACGUCCCCCUCGAGGGCCCAGACUUGGUGUAAAUGGAAAAUUGCACAUGGGAGGGGUUGUUGUGGCCGAGUGGUUAAGGCGAUGGACUAGAAAUCCAUUGGGGUCUCCCCGCGCAGGUUCGAAUCCUGCCAACAACGGUCAGUUUUUUCUGCCUUCGGGAGCGGUGAUGUAGGAAUGUUAGUCAAAGACAUGUUGGUAUUAGUUGUAGCAGGACACAGCAGCCACCGCAGAGCCUGCAUUUCUUCCCAGUGUGCCUUGCCCGACGCCUUGUCUCUGGUGGACUUGAGGGCUGGUUUUCAGGCGAUGGUGGUAUAGUGGUAAGCAUAGCUGCCUUCCAAGCAGUUGACCCGGGUUCGAUUCCCGGCCAUCGCAAUAGACUUCAAUGAAUAACUGGCCGGUCAGGAAGUCAGGCAUCUUUUCAACUUGGUGGUCGUGGUUUCGUUUUGUUGACGUCUAGAAUGGCGACUUUGGCAUCCCCUGCUUCUCUUUCAGAGUAAAAGACAUUCGGAUGCCAGGAUUACAUAGUGGCUCCCCAUAAUAAUGCAACACAAAAGUCUUUGUGGUGAAACGUGGCAUACUUCUGGGCUCUUGACUUUCCAUCUCCCUUGCUGUGCGAUCCUGCGGGACCUUAAACUCACAAUUUCCUUCACAAGGGGUGUCCCUGAGACCUUCUGUUUGGUUGGCAGACUCCAAGUGCGCACUGCUGUCAGUGGGGGAGGGGCAUUUAGCAGAGGGUGGGGGGUUGUCGUGGCCGAGUGUUCAAGGCGAUGGACUUGAAAUCCAUUGGGGUCUCCCCGCGCAGGUUCGAAUCCUGCCGGCAACGUUGUCUUUGUCUUGUGAACAUCAGACUGUCCAAGUUGGGUCGUGACAGGUUAAGUUGCUCAGAUAAGCCUUGUGUUGCUGAGGACUGCACAGCCAUUCACACCUCUCGCCGUGUGAACGGGAUGAGUCCGCUAGUUGGCCUUUCACCGACUCAAUUGAGGUAAAUUUUUGUGUCAGCCAGACAGACAGACUGAGCACAGCACAUAUGUAUUCUGUUUGGCUGUGGUCAGUUGUCUACGGUAUUGACAGCGCUGCUAAUGAACAGUGGGAGAGUUUACGUACACUUCCCAUUUGGAGCAGGCGUGCUUGUGGAGCAGUUCUGUGUUUCCUAUGACUGUGCAGUCUGCAGGGGGGAUGUAGCUCAGUGGUAGAGCGCAUGCUUUGCAUGUAUGAGGUCCCGGGUUCAAUCCCCGGCAUCUCCACAUGUGUUGGGGCUCAGCCUUCAUACAAUUGAGUGCCCACGCAGGCAAGUAGCGACAACCAGAAAAAGAGAUGCAGAUGCAAAGAAGACAGUGGGUGUCUUGUUUCCUCAGGACGCAUGUCUGUCAUGCCUGGCUGACUGAAAUGGACUUCAAGCUGUUUGUCGUGCCUCAUACUCCUCCUCCUACCAAUACCUGAUUCUUUGAAGAAAAGGGAUUUUUGCUCAAACCAAACGUCCCCCUCGAGGGCCCAGACUUGGUGUAAAUGGAAAAUUGCACAUGGGAGGGGUUGUUGUGGCCGAGUGGUUAAGGCGAUGGACUAGAAAUCCAUUGGGGUCUCCCCGCGCACGUUCGAAUCCUGCCAACAACGGUCAGUUUUUUCUGCCUUCGGGAGCGGUGAUGUAGGAAUGUUAGUCAAAGACAUGUUGGUAUUAGUUGUAGCAGGACACAGCAGCCACCGCAGAGCCUGCAUUUCUUCCCAGUGUGCCUUGCCCGACGCCUUGUCUCUGGUGGACUUGAGGGCUGGUUUUCAGGCGAUGGUGGUAUAGUGGUAAGCAUAGCUGCCUUCCAAGCAGUUGACCCGGGUUCGAUUCCCGGCCAUCGCAAUAGACUUCAAUGAAUAACUGGCCGGUCAGGAAGUCAGGCAUCUUUUCAACUUGGUGGUCGUGGUUUCGUUUUGUUGACGUCUAGAAUGGCGACUUUGGCAUCCCCUGCUUCUCUUUCAGAGUAAAAGACAUUCGGAUGCCAGGAUUACAUAGUGGCUCCCCAUAAUAAUGCAACACAAAAGUCUUUGUGGUGAAACGUGGCAUACUUCUUGGCUCUUGACUUUCCAUCUCCCUUGCUGUGCGAUCCUGCGGGACCUUAAACUCACAAUUUCCUUCACAAGGGGUGUCCCUGUGACCUUCUGUUUGGUUGGCAGACUCCAAGUGCGCACUGCUGUCAGUGGGGGAGGGGCAUUUAGCAGAGGGUGGGCGGUUGUCGUGGCCGAGUGGUCAAGGCGAUGGACUUGAAAUCCAUUGGGGUCUCCCCGCGCAGGUUCGAAUCCUGCCGGCAACGUUGUCUUUGUCUUGUGAACAUCAGACUGUCCAAGUUGGAUCGUGACAGGUUAAGUUGCUCAGAUAAGCCUUGUGUUGCUGAGGACUGCACAGCCAUUCACACCUCUCGCCGUGUGAACGGGAUGAGUCCGCUAGUUGGCCUUUCACCGACUCAAUUGAGGUAAAUUUUUGUGUCAGCCAGACAGACAGACUGAGCACAGCACAUAUGUAUUCUGUUUGGCUGUGGUCAAUUGUCUACGGUAUUGACAGCGCUGCUAAUGAACAGUGGGAGAGUUUACGUACACUUCCCAUUUGGAGCAGGCGUGCUUGUGGAGCAGUUCUGUGUUUCCUAUGACUGUGCAGUCUGCAGGGGGGAUGUAGCUCAGUGGUAGAGCGCAUGCUUUGCAUGUAUGAGGUCCCGGGUUCAAUCCCCGGCAUCUCCACAUGUGUUGGGGCUCAGCCUUCAUACAAUUGAGUGCCCACGCAGGCAAGUAGCGACAACCAGAAAAAGAGAUGCAGAUGCAAAGAAGACAGUGGGUGUCUUGUUUCCUCAGGACGCAUGUCUGUCAUGCCUGGCUGACUGAAAUGGACUUCAAGCUGUUUGUCGUGCCUCAUACUCCUCCUCCUACCAAUACCUGAUUCUUUGAAGAAAAGGGAUUUUUGCUCAAACCAAACGUCCCCCUCGAGGGCCCAGACUUGGUGUAAAUGGAAAAUUGCACAUGGGAGGGGUUGUUGUGGCCGAGUGGUUAAGGCGAUGGACUAGAAAUCCAUUGGGGUCUCCCCGCGCACGUUCGAAUCCUGCCAACAACGGUCAGUUUUUUCUGCCUUCGGGAGCGGUGAUGUAGGAAUGUUAGUCAAAGACAUGUUGGUAUUAGUUGUAGCAGGACACAGCAGCCACCGCAGAGCCUGCAUUUCUUCCCAGUGUGCCUUGCCCGACGCCUUGUCUCUGGUGGACUUGAGGGCUGGUUUUCAGGCGAUGGUGGUAUAGUGGUAAGCAUAGCUGCCUUCCAAGCAGUUGACCCGGGUUCGAUUCCCGGCCAUCGCAAUAGACUUCAAUGAAUAACUGGCCGGUCAGGAAGUCAGGCAUCUUUUCAACUUGGUGGUCGUGGUUUCGUUUUGUUGACGUCUAGAAUGGCGACUUUGGCAUCCCCUGCUUCUCUUUCAGAGUAAAAGACAUUCGGAUGCCAGGAUUACAUAGUGGCUCCCCAUAAUAAUGCAACACAAAAGUCUUUGUGGUGAAACGUGGCAUACUUCUGGGCUCUUGACUUUCCAUCUCCCUUGCUGUGCGAUCCUGCGGGACCUUAAACUCACAAUUUCCUUCACAAGGGGUGUCCCUGUGACCUUCUGUUUGGUUGGCAGACUCCAAGUGCGCACUGCUGUCAGUGGGGGAGGGGCAUUUAGCAGAGGGUGGGGGGUUGUCGUGGCCGAGUGGUCAAGGCGAUGGACUUGAAAUCCAUUGGGGUCUCCCCGCGCAGGUUCGAAUCCUGCCGGCAACGUUGUCUUUGUCUUGUGAACAUCAGACUGUCCAAGUUGGAUCGUGACAGGUUAAGUUGCUCAGAUAAGCCUUGUGUUGCUGAGGACUGCACAGCCAUUCACACCUCUCGCCGUGUGAACGGGAUGAGUCCGCUAGUUGGCCUUUCACCGACUCAAUUGAGGUAAAUUUUUGUGUCAGCCAGACAGACAGACUGAGCACAGCACAUAUGUAUUCUGUUUGGCUGUGGUCAAUUGUCUACGGUAUUGACAGCGCUGCUAAUGAACAGUGGGAGAGUUUACGUACACUUCCCAUUUGGAGCAGGCGUGCUUGUGGAGCAGUUCUGUGUUUCCUAUGACUGUGCAGUCUGCAGGGGGGAUGUAGCUCAGUGGUAGAGCGCAUGCUUUGCAUGUAUGAGGUCCCGGGUUCAAUCCCCGGCAUCUCCACAUGUGUUGGGGCUCAGCCUUCAUACAAUUGAGUGCCCACGCAGGCAAGUAGCGACAACCAGAAAAAGAGAUGCAGAUGCAAAGAAGACAGUGGGUGUCUUGUUUCCUCAGGACGCAUGUCUGUCAUGCCUGGCUGACUGAAAUGGACUUCAAGCUGUUUGUCGUGCCUCAUACUCCUCCUCCUACCAAUACCUGAUUCUUUGAAGAAAAGGGAUUUUUGCUCAAACCAAACGUCCCCCUCGAGGGCCCAGACUUGGUGUAAAUGGAAAAUUGCACAUGGGAGGGGUUGUUGUGGCCGAGUGGUUAAGGCGAUCGACUAGAAAUCCAUUGGGGUCUCCCCGCGCAGGUUCGAAUCCUGCCAACAACGGUCAGUUUUUUCUGCCUUCGGGAGCGGUGAUGUAGGAAUGUUAGUCAAAGACAUGUUGGUAUUAGUUGUAGCAGGACACAGCAGCCACCGCAGAGCCUGCAUUUCUUCCCAGUGUGCCUUGCCCGACGCCUUGUCUCUGGUGGACUUGAGGGCUGGUUUUCAGGCGAUGGUGGUAUAGUGGUAAGCAUAGCUGCCUUCCAAGCAGUUGACCCGGGUUCGAUUCCCGGCCAUCGCAAUAGACUUCAAUGAAUAACUGGCCGGUCAGGAAGUCAGGCAUCUUUUCAACUUGGUGGUCGUGGUUUCGUUUUGUUGACGUCUAGAAUGGCGACUUUGGCAUCCCCUGCUUCUCUUUCAGAGUAAAAGACAUUCGGAUGCCAGGAUUACAUAGUGGCUCCCCAUAAUAAUGCAACACAAAAGUCUUUGUGGUGAAACGUGGCAUACUUCUGGGCUCUUGACUUUCCAUCUCCCUUGCUGUGCGAUCCUGCGGGACCUUAAACUCACAAUUUCCUUCACAAGGGGUGUCCCUGUGACCUUCUGUUUGGUUGGCAGACUCCAAGUGCGCACUGCUGUCAGUGGGGGAGGGGCAUUUAGCAGAGGGUGGGGGGUUGUCGUGGCCGAGUGGUCAAGGCGAUGGACUUGAAAUCCAUUGGGGUCUCCCCGCGCAGGUUCGAAUCCUGCCGGCAACGUUGUCUUUGUCUUGUGAACAUCAGACUGUCCAAGUUGGAUCGUGACAGGUUAAGUUGCUCAGAUAAGCCUUGUGUUGCUGAGGACUGCACAGCCAUUCACACCUCUCGCCGUGUGAACGGGAUGAGUCCGCUAGUUGGCCUUUCACCGACUCAAUUGAGGUAAAUUUUUGUGUCAGCCAGACAGACAGACUGAGCACAGCACAUAUGUAUUCUGUUUGGCUGUGGUCAAUUGUCUACGGUAUUGACAGCGCUGCUAAUGAACAGUGGGAGAGUUUACGUACACUUCCCAUUUGGAGCAGGCGUGCUUGUGGAGCAGUUCUGUGUUUCCUAUGACUGUGCAGUCUGCAGGGGGGAUGUAGCUCAGUGGUAGAGCGCAUGCUUUGCAUGUAUGAGGUCCCGGGUUCAAUCCCCGGCAUCUCCACAUGUGUUGGGGCUCAGCCUUCAUACAAUUGAGUGCCCACGCAGGCAAGUAGCGACAACCAGAAAAAGAGGUGCAGAUGCAAAGAAGACAGUGUGUGUCUUGUUUCCUCAGGACGCAUGUCUGUCAUGCCUGGCUGACUGAAAUGGACUUCAAGCUGUUUGUCGUGCCUCAUACUCCUCCUCCUACCAAUACCUGAUUCUUUGAAGAAAAGGGAUUUUUGCUCAAACCAAACGUCCCCCUCGAGGGCCCAGACUUGGUGUAAAUGGAAAAUUGCACAUGGGAGGGGUUGUUGUGGCCGAGUGGUUAAGGCGAUGGACUAGAAAUCCAUUGGGGUCUCCCCGCGCAGGUUCGAAUCCUGCCAACAACGGUCAGUUUUUUCUGCCUUCGGGAGCGGUGAUGUAGGAAUGUUAGUCAAAGACAUGUUGGUAUUAGUUGUAGCAGGACACAGCAGCCACCGCAGAGCCUGCAUUUCUUCCCAGUGUGCCUUGCCCGACGCCUUGUCUCUGGUGGACUUGAGGGCUGGUUUUCAGGCGAUGGUGGUAUAGUGGUAAGCAUAGCUGCCUUCCAAGCAGUUGACCCGGGUUCGAUUCCCGGCCAUCGCAAUAGACUUCAAUGAAUAACUGGCCGGUCAGGAAGUCAGGCAUCUUUUCAACUUGGUGGUCGUGGUUUCGUUUUGUUGACGUCUAGAAUGGCGACUUUGGCAUCCCCUGCUUCUCUUUCAGAGUAAAAGACAUUCGGAUGCCAGGAUUACAUAGUGGCUCCCCAUAAUAAUGCAACACAAAAGUCUUUGUGGUGAAACGUGGCAUACUUCUGGGCUCUUGACUUUCCAUCUCCCUUGCUGUGCGAUCCUGCGGGACCUUAAACUCACAAUUUCCUUCACAAGGGGUGUCCCUGUGACCUUCUGUUUGGUUGGCAGACUCCAAGUGCGCACUGCUGUCAGUGGGGGAGGGGCAUUUAGCAGAGGGUGGGCGGUUGUCGUGGCCGAGUGGUCAAGGCGAUGGACUUGAAAUCCAUUGGGGUCUCCCCGCGCAGGUUCGAAUCCUGCCGGCAACGUUGUCUUUGUCUUGUGAACAUCAGACUGUCCAAGUUGGAUCGUGACAGGUUAAGUUGCUCAGAUAAGCCUUGUGUUGCUGAGGACUGCACAGCCAUUCACACCUCUCGCCGUGUGAACGGGAUGAGUCCGCUAGUUGGCCUUUCACCGACUCAAUUGAGGUAAAUUUUUGUGUCAGCCAGACAGACAGACUGAGCACAGCACAUAUGUAUUCUGUUUGGCUGUGGUCAAUUGUCUACAGUAUUGACAGCGCUGCUAAUGAACAGUGGGAGAGUUUACGUACACUUCCCAUUUGGAGCAGGCGUGCUUGUGGAGCAGUUCUGUGUUUCCUAUGACUGUGCAGUCUGCAGGGGGGAUGUAGCUCAGUGGUAGAGCGCAUGCUUUGCAUGUAUGAGGUCCCGGGUUCAAUCCCCGGCAUCUCCACAUGUGUUGGGGCUCAGCCUUCAUACAAUUGAGUGCCCACGCAGGCAAGUAGCGACAACCAGAAAAAGAGAUGCAGAUGCAAAGAAGACAGUGGGUGUCUUGUUUCCUCAGGACGCAUGUCUGUCAUGACUGGCUGACUGAAAUGGACUUCAAGCUGUUUGUCGUGCCUCAUACUCCUCCUCCUACCAAUACCUGAUUCUUUGAAGAAAAGGGAUUUUUGCUCAAACCAAACGUCCCCCUCGAGGGCCCAGACUUGGUGUAAAUGGAAAAUUGCACAUGGGAGGGGUUGUUGUGGCCGAGUGGUUAAGGCGAUGGACUAGAAAUCCAUUGGGGUCUCCCCGCGCAGGUUCGAAUCCUGCCAACAACGGUCAGUUUUUUCUGCCUUCGGGAGCGGUGAUGUAGGAAUGUUAGUCAAAGACAUGUUGGUAUUAGUUGUAGCAGGACACAGCAGCCACCGCAGAGCCUGCAUUUCUUCCCAGUGUGCCUUGCCCGACGCCUUGUCUCUGGUGGACUUGAGGGCUGGUUUUCAGGCGAUGGUGGUAUAGUGGUAAGCAUAGCUGCCUUCCAAGCAGUUGACCCGGGUUCGAUUCCCGGCCAUCGCAAUAGACUUCAAUGAAUAACUGGCCGGUCAGGAAGUCAGGCAUCUUUUCAACUUGGUGGUCGUGGUUUCGUUGUGUUGACGUCUAGAAUGGCGACUUUGGCAUCCCCUGCUUCUCUUUCAGAGUAAAAGACAUUCGGAUGCCAGGAUUACAUAGUGGCUCCCCAUAAUAAUGCAACACAAAAGUCUUUGUGGUGAAACGUGGCAUACUUCUGGGCUCUUGACUUUCCAUCUCCCUUGCUGUGCGAUCCUGCGGGACCUUAAACUCACAAUUUCCUUCACAAGGGGUGUCCCUGUGACCUUCUGUUUGGUUGGCAGACUCCAAGUGCGCACUGCUGUCAGUGGGGGAGGGGCAUUUAGCAGAGGGUGGGGGGUUGUCGUGGCCGAGUGGUCAAGGCGAUGGACUUGAAAUCCAUUGGGGUCUCCCCGCGCAGGUUCGAAUCCUGCCGGCAACGUUGUCUUUGUCUUGUGAACAUCAGACUGUCCAAGUUGGAUCGUGACAGGUUAAGUUGCUCAGAUAAGUCUUGUGUUGCUGAGGACUGCACAGCCAUUCACACCUCUCGCCGUGUGAACGGGAUGAGUCCGCUAGUUGGCCUUUCACCGACUCAAUUGAGGUAAAUUUUUGUGUCAGCCAGACAGACAGACUGAGCACAGCACAUAUGUAUUCUGUUUGGCUGUGGUCAAUUGUCUACGGUAUUGACAGCGCUGCUAAUGAACAGUGGGAGAGUUUACGUAUACAUCCCAUUUGGAGCAGGCGUGCUUGUGGAGCAGUUCUGUGUUUCCUAUGACUGUGCAGUCUGCAGGGGGGAUGUAGCUCAGUGGUAGAGCGCAUGCUUUGCAUGUAUGAGGUCCCGGGUUCAAUCCCCGGCAUCUCCACAUGUGUUGGGGCUCAGCCUUCAUACAAUUGAGUGCCCACGCAGGCAAGUAGCGACAACCAGAAAAAGAGAUGCAGAUGCAAAGAAGACAGUGGGUGUCUUGUUUCCUCAGGACGCAUGUCUGUCAUGCCUGGCUGACUGAAAUGGACUUCAAGCUGUUUGUCGUGCCUCAUACUCCUCCUCCUACCAAUACCUGAUUCUUUGAAGAAAAGGGAUUUUUGCUCAAACCAAACGUCCCCCUCGAGGGCCCAGACUUGGUGUAAAUGGAAAAUUGCACAUGGGAGUGGUUGUUGUGGCCGAGUGGUUAAGGCGAUGGACUAGAAAUCCAUUGGGGUCUCCCCGCGCAGGUUCGAAUCCUGCCAACAACGGUCAGUUUUUUCUGCCUUCGGGAGCGGUGAUGUAGGAAUGUUAGUCAAAGACAUGUUGGUAUUAGUUGUAGCAGGACACAGCAGCCACCGCAGAGCCUGCAUUUCUUCCCAGUGUGCCUUGCCCGACGCCUUGUCUCUGGUGGACUUGAGGGCUGGUUUUCAGGCGAUGGUGGUAUAGUGGUAAGCAUAGCUGCCUUCCAAGCAGUUGACCCGGGUUCGAUUCCCGGCCAUCGCAAUAGACUUCAAUGAAUAACUGUCCGGUCAGGAAGUCAGGCAUCUUUUCAACUUGGUGGUCGUGGUUUCGUUGUGUUGACGUCUAGAAUGGCGACUUUGGCAUCCCCUGCUUCUCUUUCAGAGUAAAAGACAUUCGGAUGCCAGGAUUACAUAGUGGCUCCCCAUAAUAAUGCAACACAAAAGUCUUUGUGGUGAAACGUGGCAUACUUCUGGGCUCUUGACUUUCCAUCUCCCUUGCUGUGCGAUCCUGCGGGACCUUAAACUCACAAUUUCCUUCACAAGGGGUGUCCCUGUGACCUUCUGUUUGGUUGGCAGACUCCAAGUGCGCACUGCUGUCAGUGGGGGAGGGGCAUUUAGCAGAGGGUGGGGGGUUGUCGUGGCCGAGUGGUCAAGGCGAUGGACUUGAAAUCCAUUGGGGUCUCCCCGCGCUUCGAAUCCUGCCGGCAACGUUGUCUUUGUCUUGUGAACAUCAGACUGUCCAAGUUGGAUCGUGACAGGUUAAGUUGCUCAGAUAAGUCUUGUGUUGCUGAGGACUGCACAGCCAUUCACACCUCUCGCCGUGUGAACGGGAUGAGUCCGCUAGUUGGCCUUUCACCGACUCAAUUGAGGUAAAUUUUUGUGUCAGCCAGACAGACAGACUGAGCACAGCACAUAUGUAUUCUGUUUGGCUGUGGUCAAUUGUCUACGGUAUUGACAGCGCUGCUAAUGAACAGUGGGAGAGUUUACGUAUACAUCCCAUUUGGAGCAGGCGUGCUUGUGGAGCAGUUCUGUGUUUCCUAUGACUGUGCAGUCUGCAGGGGGGAUGUAGCUCAGUGGUAGAGCGCAUGCUUUGCAUGUAUGAGGUCCCGGGUUCAAUCCCCGGCAUCUCCACAUGUGUUGGGGCUCAGCCUUCAUACAAUUGAGUGCCCACGCAGGCAAGUAGCGACAACCAGAAAAAGAGAUGCAGAUGCAAAGAAGACAGUGUGUGUCUUGUUUCCUCAGGACGCAUGUCUGUCAUGCCUGGCUGACUGAAAUGGACUUCAAGCUGUUUGUCGUGCCUCAGACUCCUCCUCCUACCAAUACCUGAUUCUUUGAAGAAAAGGGAUUUUUGCUCAAACCAAACGUCCCCCUCGAGGGCCCAGACUUGGUGUAAAUGGAAAAUUGCACAUGGGAGGGGUUGUUGUGGCCGAGUGGUUAAGGCGAUGGACUAGAAAUCCAUUGGGGUCUCCCCGCGCAGGUUCGAAUCCUGCCAACAACGGUCAGUUUUUUCUGCUUUCGGGAGCGGUGAUGUAGGAAUGUUAGUCAAAGACAUGUUGGUAUUAGUUGUAGCAGGACACAGCAGCCACCGCAGAGCCUGCAUUUCUUCCCAGUGCGCCCUGCCCGACGCCUUGUCUCUGGUGGACUUGAGGGCUGGUUUUCAGGCGAUGGUGGUAUAGUGGUAAGCAUAGCUGCCUUCCAAGCAGUUGACCCGGGUUCGAUUCCCGGCCAUCGCAAUAGACUUCAAUGAAUAACUGGCCGGUCAGGAAGUCAGGCAUCUUUUCAACUUGGUGGUCGUGGUUUCGUUUUGUUGACGUCUAGAAUGGCGAUUUUGGCAUCCCCUGCUUCUCUUUCAGAGUAAAAGACAUUCGGAUGCCAGGAUUACAUAGACGCUCCCCAUAAUAAUGCAACACAAAAGUCUUUGUGGUGAAACGUGGCAUACUUCUGGGCUCUUGACUUUCCAUCUCCCUUGCUGUGCGAUCCUGCGGGACCUUAAACUCACAAUUUCCUUCACAAGGGGUGUCCCUGUGACCUUCUGUUUGGUUGGCAGACUCCAAGUGCGCACUGCUGUCAGUGGGGGAGGGGCAUUUAGCAGAGGGUGGGGGGUUGUCGUGGCCGAGUGGUCAAGGCGAUGGACUUGAAAUCCAUUGGGGUCUCCCCGCGCAGGUUCGAAUCCUGCCGGCAACGUUGUCUUUGUCUUGUGAACAUCAGACUGUCCAAGUUGGAUCGUGACAGGUUAAGUUGCUCAGAUAAGCCUUGUGUUGCUGAGGACUGCACAGCCAUUCACACCUCUCGCCGUGUGAACGGGAUGAGUCCGCUAGUUGGCCUUUCACCGACUCAAUUGAGGUAAAUUUUUGUGUCAGCCAGACAGACAGACUGAGCACCGCACAUAUGUAUUCUGUUUGGCUGUGGUCAAUUGUCUACGGUAUUGACAGCGCUGCUAAUGAACAGUGGGAGAGUUUACGUAUACAUCCCAUUUGGAGCAGGCGUGCUUGUGGAGCAGUUCUGUGUUUCCUAUGACUGUGCAGUCUGCAGGGGGAUGUAGCUCAGUGGUAGAGCGCAUGCUUUGCAUGUAUGAGGUCCCGGGUUCAAUCCCCGACAUCUCCACAUGUGUUGGGGCUCAGCCUUCAUACAAUUGAGUGCCCACGCAGGCAAGUAGCGACAACCAGAAAAAGAGAUGCAGAUGCAAAGAAGACAGUGGGUGUCUUGUUUCCUCAGGACGCAUGUCUGUCAUGCCUGGCUGACUGAAAUGGACUUCAAGCUAUUUGUCGUGCCUCAGACUCCUCCUCCUACCAAUACCUGAUUCUUUGAAGAAAAGGGAUUUUUGCUCAAACCAAACGUCCCCCUCGAGGGCCCAGACUUGGUGUAAAUGGAAAAUUGCACAUGGGAGGGGUUGUUGUGGCCGAGUGGUUAAGGCGAUGGACUAGAAAUCCAUUGGGGUCUCCCCGCGCAGGUUCGAAUCCUGCCAACAACGGUCAGUUUUUUCUGCCUUCGGGAGCGGUGAUGUAGGAAUGUUAGUCAAAGACAUGUUGGUAUUAGUUGUAGCAGGACACAGCAGCCACCGCAGAGCCUGCAUUUCUUCCCAGUGUGCCCUGCCCGACGCCUUGUCUCUGGUGGACUUGAGGGCUGGUUUUCAGGCGAUGGUGGUAUAGUGGUAAGCAUAGCUGCCUUCCAAGCAGUUGACCCGGGUUCGAUUCCCGGCCAUCGCAAUAGACUUCAAUGAAUAACUGGCCGGUCAGGAAGUCAGGCAUCUUUUCAACUUGGUGGUCGUGGUUUCGUUUUGUUGACGUCUAGAAUGGCGACUUUGGCAUCCCCUGCUUCUCUUUCAGAGUAAAAGACAUUCGGAUGCCAGGAUUACAUAGUGGCUCCCCAUAAUAAUGCAACACAAAAGUCUUUGUGGUGAAACGUGGCAUACUUCUGGGCUCUUGACUUUCCAUCUCCCUUGCUGUGCGAUCCUGCGGGACCUUAAACUCACAAUUUCCUUCACAAGGGGUGUCCCUGUGACCUUCUGUUUGGUUGGCAGACUCCAAGUGCGCACUGCUGUCAGUGGGGGAGGGGCAUUUAGCAGAGGGUGGGGGGUUGUCGUGGCCGAGUGGUCAAGGCGAUGGACUUGAAAUCCAUUGGGGUCUCCCCGCGCAGGUUCGAAUCCUGCCGGCAACGUUGUCUUUGUCUUGUGAACAUCAGACUGUCCAAGUUGGAUCGUGACAGGUUAAGUUGCUCAGAUAAGCCUUGUGUUGCUGAGGACUGCACAGCCAUUCACACCUCUCGCCGUGUGAACGGGAUGAGUCCGCUAGUUGGCCUUUCACCGACUCAAUUGAGGUAAAUUUUUGUGUCAGCCAGACAGACAGACUGAGCACCGCACAUAUGUAUUCUGUUUGGCUGUGGUCAAUUGUCUACGGUAUUGACAGCGCUGCUAAUGAACAGUGGGAGAGUUUACGUAUACAUCCCAUUUGGAGCAGGCGUGCUUGUGGAGCAGUUCUGUGUUUCCUAUGACUGUGCAGUCUGCAGGGGGGAUGUAGCUCAGUGGUAGAGCGCAUGCUUUGCAUGUAUGAUGUCCCGGGUUCAAUCCCCGACAUCUCCACAUGUGUUGGGGCUCAGCCUUCAUACAAUUGAGUGCCCACGCAGGCAAGUAGCGACAACCAGAAAAAGAGAUGCAGAUGCAAAGAAGACAGUGGGUGUCUUGUUUCCUCAGGACGCAUGUCUGUCAUGCCUGGCUGACUGAAAUGGACUUCAAGCUAUUUGUCGUCCCUCAGACUCCUCCUCCUACCAAUACCUGAUUCUUUGAAGAAAAGGGAUUUUUGCUCAAACCAAACGUCCCCCUCGAGGGCCCAGACUUGGUGUAAAUGGAAAAUUGCACAUGGGAGGGGUUGUUGUGGCCGAGUGGUUAAGGCGAUGGACUAGAAAUCCAUUGGGGUCUCCCCGCGCAGGUUCGAAUCCUGCCAACAACGGUCAGUUUUUUCUGCCUUCGGGAGCGGUGAUGUAGGAAUGUUAGUCAAAGACAUGUUGGUAUUAGUUGUAGCAGGACACAGCAGCCACCGCAGAGCCUGCAUUUCUUCCCAGUGUGCCUUGCCCGACGCCUUGUCUCUGGUGGACUUGAGGGCUGGUUUUCAGGCGAUGGUGGUAUAGUGGUAAGCAUAGCUGCCUUCCAAGCAGUUGACCCGGGUUCGAUUCCCGGCCAUCGCAAUAGACUUCAAUGAAUAACUGGCCGGUCAGGAAGUCAGGCAUCUUUUCAACUUGGUGGUCGUGGUUUCGUUUUGUUGACGUCUAGAAUGGCGAUUUUGGCAUCCCCUGCUUCUCUUUCAGAGUGAAAGACAUUCGGAUGCCAGGAUUACAUAGUGGCUCCCCAUAAUAAUGCAACACAAAAGUCUUUGUGGUGAAACGUGGCAUACUUCUGGGCUCUUGACUUUCCAUCUCCCUUGCUGUGCGAUCCUGCGGGACCUUAAACUCACAAUUUCCUUCACAAGGGGUGUCCCUGUGACCUUCUGUUUGGUUGGCAGACUCCAAGUGCGCACUGCUGUCAGUGGGGGAGGGGCAUUUAGCAGAGGGUGGGGGGUUGUCGUGGCCGAGUGGUCAAGGCGAUGGACUUGAAAUCCAUUGGGGUCUCCCCGCGCAGGUUCGAAUCCUGCCGGCAACGUUGUCUUUGUCUUGUGAACAUCAGACUGUCCAAGUUGGAUCGUGACAGGUUAAGUUGCUCAGAUAAGCCUUGUGUUGCUGAGGACUGCACAGCCAUUCACACCUCUCGCCGUGUGAACGGGAUGAGUCCGCUAGUUGGCCUUUCACCGACUCAAUUGAGGUACAUUUUUGUGUCAGCCAGACAGACAGACUGAGCACCGCACAUAUGUAUUCUGUUUGGCUGUGGUAAAUUGUCUACGGUAUUGACAGCGCUGCUAAUGAACAGUGGGAGAGUUUACGUAUACAUCCCAUUUGGAGCAGGCGUGCUUGUGGAGCAGUUCUGUGUUUCCUAUGACUGUGCAGUCUGCAGGGGGGAUGUAGCUCAGUGUUAGAGCGCAUGCUUUGCAUGUAUGAGGUCCCGGGUUCAAUCCCCGGCAUCUCCACGUGUGUUGGGGCUCAGCCUUCAUACAAUUGAGUGCCCACGCAGGCAAGUAGCGACAACCAGAAAAAGAGAUGCAGAUGCAAAGAAGACAGUGGGUGUCUUGUUUCCUCAGGACGCAUGUCUGUCAUGCCUUGCUGACUGAAAUGGACUUCAAGCUAUUUGUCGUGCCUCAGACUCAGACUCCUCCUCCUACCAAUACCUGAUUCUUUGAAGAAAAGGGAUUUUUGCUCAAACCAAACGUCCCCCUCGAGGGCCCAGACUUGGUGUAAAUGGAAAUUUGCACAUGGGAGGGGUUGUUGUGGCCGAGUGGUUAAGGCGAUGGACUAGAAAUCCAUUGGGGUCUCCCCGCGCAGGUUCGAAUCCUGCCAACAACGGUCAGUUUUUUCUGCCUUCGGGAGCGGUGAUGUAGGAAUGUUAAUCAAAGACAUGUUGGUAUUAGUUGUAGCAGGACACAGCAGCCACCGCAGAGCCUGCAUUUCUUCCCAGUGUGCCUUGCCCGACGCCUUGUCUCUGGUGGACUUGAGGGCUGGUUUUCAGGCGAUGGUGGUAUAGUGGUAAGCAUAGCUGCCUUCCAAGCAGUUGACCCGGGUUCGAUUCCCGGCCAUCGCAAUAGACUUCAAUGAAUAACUGGCCGGUCAGGAAGUCAGGCAUCUUUUCAACUUGGUGGUCGAUGUUUCGUUUUGUUGACGUCUAGAAUGGCGAUUUUGGCAUCCCCUGCUUCUCUUUCAGAGUAAAAGACAUUCGGAUGCCAGGAUUACAUAGUGGCUCCCCAUAAUAAUGCAACACAAAAGUCUUUGUGGUACUUCUGGGCUCUUGACUUUCCAUCUCCCUUGCUGUGCGAUCCUGCGGGACCUUAAACUCACAAUUUCCUUCACAAGGGGUGUCCCUGUGACCUUCUGUUUGGUUGGCAGACUCCAAGUGCGCACUGCUGUCAGUGGGGGAGGGGCAUUUAGCAGAGGGUGGGGGGUUGUCGUGGCCGAGUGGUCAAGGCGAUGGACUUGAAAUCCAUUGGGGUCUCCCCGCGCAGGUUCGAAUCCUGCCGGCAACGUUGUCUUUGUCUUGUGAACAUCAGACUGUCCAAGUUGGAUCGUGACAGGUUAAGUUGCUCAGAUAAGCCUUGUGUUGCUGAGGACUGCACAGCCAUUCACACCUCUCGCCGUGUGAACGGGAUGAGUCCGCUAGUUGGCCUUUCACCGACUCAAUUGAGGUAAAUUUUUGUGUCAGCCAGACAGACAGACUGAGCACCGCACAUAUGUAUUCUGUUUGGCUGUGGUCAAUUGUCUACGGUAUUGACAGCGCUGCUAAUGAACAGUGGGAGAGUUUACGUAUACAUCCCAUUUGGAGCAGGCGUGCUUGUGGAGCAGUUCUGUGUUUCCUAUGACUGUGCAGUCUGCAGGGGGGAUGUAGCUCAGUGGUAGAGCGCAUGCUUUGCAUGUAUGAGGUCCCGGGUUCAAUCCCCGGCAUCUCCACAUGUGUUGGGGCUCAGCCUUCAUACAAUUGAGUGCCCACGCAGGCAAGUAGCGACAACCAGAAAAAGAGAUGCAGAUGCAAAGAAGACAGUGGGUGUCUUGUUUCCUCAGGACGCAUGUCUGUCAUGCCUGGCUGACUGAAAUGGACUUCAAGCUAUUUGUCGUGCCUCAGACUCCUCCUCCUACCAAUACCUGAUUCUUUGAAGAAAAGGGAUUUUUCCUCAAACCAAACGUCCCCCUCGAGGGCCCAGACUUGGUGUAAAUGGAAAAUUGCACAUGGGAGGGGUUGUUGUGGCCGACUGGUUAAGGCGAUGGACUAGAAAUCCAUUGGGGUCUCCCCGCGCACGUUCGAAUCCUGCCAACAACGGUCAGUUUUUUCUGCCUUCGGGAGCGGUGAUGUAGGAAUGUUAGUCAAAGACAUGUUGGUAUUAGUUGUAGCAGGACACAGCAGCCACCGCAGAGCCUGCAUUUCUUCCCAGUGUGCCCUGCCCGACGCCUUGUCUCUGGUGGACUUGAGGGCUGGUUUCCAGGCGAUGGUGGUAUAGUGGUAAGCAUAGCUGCCUUCCAAGCAGUUGACCCGGGUUCGAUUCCCGGCCAUCGCAAUAGACUUCAAUGAAUAACUGGCCGGUCAGGAAGUCAGGCAUCUUUUCAACUUGGUGGUCGUGGUUUCGUUUUGUUGACGUCUAGAAUGGCGACUUUGGCAUCCCCUGCUUCUCUUUCAGAGUAAAAGACAUUCGGUUGCCAGGAUUACAUAGUGGCUCCCCAUAAUAAUGCAACACAAAAGUCUUUGUGGUGAAACGUGGCAUACUUCUGGGCUCUUGACUUUCCAUCUCCCUUGCUGUGCGAUCCUGCGGGACCUUAAACUCACAAUUUCCUUCACAAGGGGUGUCCCUGUGACCUUCUGUUUGGUUGGCAGACUCCAAGUGCGCACUGCUGUCAGUGGGGGCGGGGCAUUUCGCAGAGGGUCGGGGGGUUGUCGUGGCCGAGUGGUCAAGGCGAUGGACUUGAAAUCCAUUGGGGUCUCCCCGCGCAGGUUCGAAUCCUGCCGGCAACGUUGUCUUUGUCUUGUGAACAUCAGACUGUCCAAGUUGGAUCGUGACAGGUUAAGUUGCUCAGAUAAGCCUUGUGUUGCUGAGGACUGCACAGCCAUUCACACCCUCUCGCCGUGUGAACGGGAUGAGUCCGCUAGUUGGCCUUUCACCGACUCAAUUGAGGUAAAUUUUUGUGUCAGCCAGACAGACAGACUGAGCACCGCACAUAUGUAUUCUGUUUGGCUGUGGUCAAUUGUCUACGGUAUUGACAGCGCUGCUAAUGAACAGUGGGAGAGUUUACGUAUACAUCCCAUUUGGAGCAGGCGUGCUUGUGGAGCAGUUCUGUGUUUCCUAUGACUGUGCAGUCUGCAGGGGGAUGUAGCUCAGUGGUAGAGCGCAUGCUUUGCAUGUAUGAGGUCCCGGGUUCAAUCCCCGACAUCUCCACAUGUGUUGGGGCUCAGCCUUCAUACAAUUGAGUGCCCACGCAGGCAAGUAGCGACAACCAGAAAAAGAGAUGCAGAUGCAAAGAAGACAGUGGGUGUCUUGUUUCCUCAGGACGCAUGUCUGUCAUGCCUGGCUGACUGAAAUGGACUUCAAGCUAUUUGUCGUGCCUCAGACUCCUCCUCCUACCAAUACCUGAUUCUUUGAAGAAAAGGGAUUUUUGCUCAAACCAAACGUCCCCCUCGAGGGCCCAGACUUGGUGUAAAUGGAAAAUUGCACAUGGGAGGGGUUGUUGUGGCCGAGUGGUUAAGGCGAUGGACUAGAAAUCCAUUGGGGUCUCCCCGCGCAGGUUCGAAUCCUGCCAACAACGGUCAGUUUUUUCUGCCUUCGGGAGCGGUGAUGUAGGAAUGUUAGUCAAAGACAUGUUGGUAUUAGUUGUAGCAGGACACAGCAGCCACCGCAGAGCCUGCAUUUCUUCCCAGUGUGCCCUGCCCGACGCCUUGUCUCUGGUGGACUUGAGGGCUGGUUUUCAGGCGAUGGUGGUAUAGUGGUAAGCAUAGCUGCCUUCCAAGCAGUUGACCCGGGUUCGAUUCCCGGCCAUCGCAAUAGACUUCAAUGAAUAACUGGCCGGUCAGGAAGUCAGGCAUCUUUUCAACUUGGUGGUCGUGGUUUCGUUUUGUUGACGUCUAGAAUGGCGACUUUGGCAUCCCCUGCUUCUCUUUCAGAGUAAAAGACAUUCGGAUGCCAGGAUUACAUAGUGGCUCCCCAUAAUAAUGCAACACAAAAGUCUUUGUGGUGAAACGUGGCAUACUUCUGGGCUCUUGACUUUCCAUCUCCCUUGCUGUGCGAUCCUGCGGGACCUUAAACUCACAAUUUCCUUCACAAGGGGUGUCCCUGUGACCUUCUGUUUGGUUGGCAGACUCCAAGUGCGCACUGCUGUCAGUGGGGGAGGGGCAUUUAGCAGAGGGUGGGGGGUUGUCGUGGCCGAGUGGUCAAGGCGAUGGACUUGAAAUCCAUUGGGGUCUCCCCGCGCAGGUUCGAAUCCUGCCGGCAACGUUGUCUUUGUCUUGUGAACAUCAGACUGUCCAAGUUGGAUCGUGACAGGUUAAGUUGCUCAGAUAAGCCUUGUGUUGCUGAGGACUGCACAGCCAUUCACACCUCUCGCCGUGUGAACGGGAUGAGUCCGCUAGUUGGCCUUUCACCGACUCAAUUGAGGUAAAUUUUUGUGUCAGCCAGACAGACAGACUGAGCACCGCACAUAUGUAUUCUGUUUGGCUGUGGUCAAUUGUCUACGGUAUUGACAGCGCUGCUAAUGAACAGUGGGAGAGUUUACGUACACUUCCCAUUUGGAGCAGGCGUGCUUGUGGAGCAGUUCUGUGUUUCCUAUGACUGUGCAGUCUGCAGGGGGGAUGUAGCUCAGUGGUAGAGCGCAUGCUUUGCAUGUAUGAGGUCCCGGGUUCAAUCCCCGGCAUCUCCACAUGUGUUGGGGCUCAGCCUUCAUACAAUUGAGUGCCCACGCAGGCAAGUAGCGACAACCAGAAAAAGAGAUGCAGAUGCAAAGAAGACAGUGGGUGUCUUGUUUCCUCAGGACGCAUGUCUGUCAUGCCUGGCUGACUGAAAUGGACUUCAAGCUAUUUGUCGUGCCUCAGACUCCUCCUCCUACCAAUACCUGAUUCUUUGAAGAAAAGGGAUUUUUGCUCAAACCAAACGCCCCCUCGAGGGCCCAGACUUGGUGUAAAUGGAAAAUUGCACAUGGGAGGGGUUGUUGUGGCCGAGUGGUUAAGGCGAUGGACUAGAAAUCCAUUGGGGUCUCCCCGCGCAGGUUCGAAUCCUGCCAACAACGGUCAGUUUUUUCUGCCUUCGGGAGCGGUGAUGUAGGAAUGUUAGUCAAAGACAUGUUGGUAUUAGUUGUAGCAGGACACAGCAGCCACCGCAGAGCCUGCAUUUCUUCCCAGUGUGCCCUGCCCGACGCCUUGUCUCUGGUGGACUUGAGGGCUGGUUUUCAGGCGAUGGUGGUAUAGUGGUAAGCAUAGCUGCCUUCCAAGCAGUUGACCCGGGUUCGAUUCCCGGCCAUCGCAAUAGACUUCAAUGAAUAACUGGCCGGUCAGGAAGUCAGGCAUCUUUUCAACUUGGUGGUCGUGGUUUCGUUUUGUUGACGUCUAGAAUGGCGACUUUGGCAUCCCCUGCUUCUCUUUCAGAGUAAAAGACAUUCGGAUGCCAGGAUUACAUAGUGGCUCCCCAUAAUAAUGCAACACAAAAGUCUUUGUGGUGAAACGUGGCAUACUUCUGGGCUCUUGACUUUCCAUCUCCCUUGCUGUGCGAUCCUGCGGGACCUUAAACUCACAAUUUCCUUCACAAGGGGUGUCCCUGUGACCUUCUGUUUGGUUGGCAGACUCCAAGUGCGCACUGCUGUCAGUGGGGGAGGGGCAUUUAGCAGAGGGUGGGGGGUUGUCGUGGCCGAGUGGUCAAGGCGAUGGACUUGAAAUCCAUUGGGGUCUCCCCGCGCAGGUUCGAAUCCUGCCGGCAACGUUGUCUUUGUCUUGUGAACAUCAGACUGUCCAAGUUGGAUCGUGACAGGUUAAGUUGCUCAGAUAAGCCUUGUGUUGCUGAGGACUGCACAGCCAUUCACACCUCUCGCCGUGUGAACGGGAUGAGUCCGCUCGUUGGCCUUUCACCGACUCAAUUGAGGUAAAUUUUUGUGUCAGCCAGACAGACAGACUGAGCACCGCACAUAUGUAUUCUGUUUGGCUGUGGUCAAUUGUCUACGGUAUUGACAGCGCUGCUAAUGAACAGUGGGAGAGUUUACGUACACAUCCCAUUUGGAGCAGGCGUGCUUGUGGAGCAGUUCUGUGUUUCCUAUGACUGUGCAGUCUGCAGGGGGGAUGUAGCUCAGUGGUAGAGCGCAUGCUUUGCAUGUAUGAGGUCCCGGGUUCAAUCCCCGGCAUCCCCACAUGUGUUGGGGCUCAGCCCCUCGAGGGCCCAGACUUGGUGUAAAUGGAAAAUUGCACAUGGGAGGGGUUGUUGUGGCCGUACCCGCCAGUGGCUGGACGGCAUGCAAGGUCCGAACACAUCCUAACGUUUUCCUAACAAGGUCCGAACUAGGUCCGACGACUUCAAAGGGUUUCAAGCGAGGUCCGAACUAAGCUCCGAACAAGACCGAACAGUGUCACGUGAUAUAGGAGGGGGUGGAAUUAUCUCUUUCAAACGACGGCCAUGUAUUUCCCCGCUAAGCAGCCACAUACGGAGCACCGCUGUUAAAGGUUGGAAAUUGUGUUAAAUGUUCACAAAAUCAAGGUCAUGUGUGGGACGAAUAUUAAACAGUGUGACAAAACAGUAUACGAUUUAACUUCCCGUCCCAUUGCCACUUAAUACAACUUAUAUUUUAACUUUCUCGUUAAGUAGCCAUUUUUGAACGGAGCUUCUGCCUGUAAUGGCAUUGCUGCACUUGCUAGCUCUGGGUGGUAAUGUUGCGGAUAUUGGUGGUAUGACAGAAGCACAAGACCAAUAGUAGCUUAUUUAUUUCUUUAUUGGCUGUAUAAACCCCGCCGAUCUUUCGGGGAAAGCCUUACGAUGUGAAAUAAUUGUACCAGGUUUCAUUGUCCGUCUGUAAAAUAAUAAUAUAUCGGCUAUAUUGACGUUUUCGCCACUCGGGUAAUGGAGCCUGGUUAUGUGUUUGAGCAGAGCAGACAGAAGUGCUCAGAUGUUUUAAAUAUGCUUAAUUGGGCACAACAACAAUGCAAAACAUGCUUUCAUACGUACAUACAUCAUGUAGCUACAUUAACCUAUUUUCUUUAAUGUUUGUAGAUGACUAAAACAGGAAAACCAGAUGCCUACUGGAGGGAUAUUUGUGCAAAAUAUGCCCAGGGCCAGUACCACUUUUCGACCGGCAAACGACCAGGGGCCAAGAAGUGGAAAAAGACCCUGGAGAAUAUAGAUGCGUGUCCCCAGGUGGUGUUGGAGGGUGACCCUAAACCCAGUCCCUUCGACACAAAGGUCAAUAACACUUUCUUCAACACCUUAUUCAAAAACACAGUAUUUCAAUUAAUUACAUCUGGUUACAUUUUGAUAAGAUAAAUGAAUAUGAAAUCCGCAUUGCUCACGUAACAAAAAAUAUAAAUCUUUUGCUUUGUGUUUUCUUUAUUCCCUUAUCCCUUUUCAGACCAGCCAAUGUGACUCGAGAGGCGUUGCGGGAUGGGAGGCAGUUGAUGCCCUAGCAGCCUACCUAGUUGACUUAAAUCGAACAACCACAGCCUUGUCAGUCAAGGAAGAGGCAGAAAUAGUCCACCUUUACACAGCUCUUCAUGCCAUGGACAAGGCACCUUCAAAGUACAAAUUAGUAAUUAAUUUAUACACCAUAAUUAAACAAACAUUCCAUGGAAUGAAUGAAGCACAUUGAUGCCUCUUUUUGUUGUUUAGGUACACCCAGAAGGUUAAGAAAAGAGGGCAUGCGUCAGGAGGACCGUGGAGAGCAUCCAGGAAGCCCAGUGGCUCUGCUCCUGGACAGCAGGCGGCAGAGAGGUGUUUAACUACAAUUUUCUUUCAGCUUUGUUCAAUACAAAUCAUUGAAUAAAAGAGAGCACAUUUUAUUACAAUCCCUGUUGACACUGUCACCUGGUUCUUCAUGACACUACAUCCUUGUUCACAGUCCAGAUCACAUCAUCUUUCUCUCCCACAGACUAUACAUGACUCACGGCCAAGCAGCCCAGGACCCUGAAUCACACAGGGUCAGUGAGUGUGUUUGCCUCAGACUUGCCAAAGAGUUUGUGCAAGCACGCAACAGGCCCAAGGACACAAAUGGAAAAAUCAUGCCAGUCCCUCAAUCCAUUGUCAGCGUCUAUGGCCACAUCAAACAGCUGCUGGAGGACAGCAGGGUUGUCCUGAACCAGACCAACUUGGCUCUGGUGCCAGUUAACAACACUACUGUCUCCUUAUGGUGUGUAUUAUUUCAUUUAACUUUCCCAUACUGUCAAGACAGUAUAUAAAGAUUUUACAGAAAUAAACACCUCCACCUGCAUUUAGGUAUAAGUAUAAAAUAGUGAAUGUUUGUCUUGUAGGCUACUUAGGAGGGAUAAAAGGAAGGACAGGGACAUGCUCCUGCAAGGGACUGUCCUCCCCAAACAGCUGCACCUGGCCAAGGAGUCUCUCCCUGCAGUGAACACACUUCCGGCUGCACCUGCACAACAUGCACAUGAAGUGAUGACAUUUGAGGAGCCACAAAACCGUGAGGGGGAAGCAUUCCCCCGUCAGCACACUGUUGUGGCAAACAGGCCUGUGUUUUGUCCACCGUUUCCACCUCCCCUGUUCCCUCCACAAUUCCAGCACCCUCCCCAAUUCUACCAUCAAGCUCUGCCGUUCCAGCCUGCUGUGCCUUUCCAGCCUGUUGGGCCUUUCCAGCCUGUUGUGCCACUCCAGCCUGCUGUGCCGCUCCAGCCAGCUGUGCCAUCGCAGGAAGCUCCUACGCCGCAGUUAGCAUGCCUUCUGCCUCAGCGAAGGCAACGUGACUGGAGACACCGUAAAGCUGCCCAGGAAGAUCAGGAGCGAGUGUCUCAAGGAGAACCACCAAAGAAAAGGCAGACAAAGGAAAUCUACCACUACACUUGCAAAGAGUGUG